UUCUAGUGCAGAUAAUGUUUGCCUAAUUCAUGAACGGGUCAGACGUCGAUGAGGAGAGAGUUGACGAUAGUAGACUAACACGUGCGAGGUCACGUAGGAUCCCGCACGUGUUCCAGGCCCUACAACCGGAAGACGAAAGACGCAUUCGUGUCGAAUGCAGAGCUCGUGCUCUCGCAGCAUCGAGAGAGGCAGCAAACGGUGCAGCUAGGGAGCAGGCUGCAGCAGCAGCCAGGGCAGCAGCCAUGUCUUCUGCAGCAGCAUCCUUCGCUGCAACUUCUGUUGCGUUCUCGUCUGGACCCCAGUUUGGAAUGCCAACAGGGUCCACGGGCACUUCCAGUGUUGUAGGAUCACGACAGUCUACAAGUCAAAUGGCGGGCUCGCAGUUCAGCCCGUUGACUCCUCACGAAAGGGAGCUCAGGGAGCUCCAACAGGUCGAAAGGAUUCGUGAACGAUUAGAGAGGGAACUGAAGGAAACAACCGAUAGGGAGAAAGAGAUAAAGAAUAGAGCAGCCAGGCUUGAUACGUUAGAGGCUGACAAAGCUAAGUUAGAGGGCUUGGAUGACUCAGGAAUGAAUGAGCCCAUGAAAGUGUUGAGGGACAACAUGUUGCCGCUGCAUGUGCACGUGGACAGCAGGUUGGACUUCAUGCAGAGCACUUUGGACCAGAUCCUGGACAUUUUGACAAGGCCAGGAUUUAGGCCACCAGCGCAAUUGCCGUUGCCGUUAUCGGCGAUGUCAGGCCUCUUUCCAGUUCAAGCUGGUACACAACCAAGUGGCAUCAACUACAGUGAUCAGUUCCUGUUAACUACGUUUGUUAGAUGUUUACCAGAGAACAUUAGGAACUUGCUGGCCAGCGAGGCACGCAGUGAGUACCAUUCGUUUGAGACACUGUCUAGGAAAGCCUUAGAUUUAGAGGCCACGCUAGGCAAUGCUCAACCAACCUCUCAGAAUGACACGAAGAAGAAGAAGAGUCCUCAAGAGUGGAAGAAGAAGGGGGCGAAGUUGAUGAUGGUUGAGUCCGAUGGGACUCAAACGGAGAUUGACGAGAUCGCUGACCUGAUGGACUAUUCAGAGUUUGACGGAGAGGAGGUAGCUGAGGGUAGCACCCUCGCCGCGGUAGUCAAGACUAAGGCAGGUGGCCGAGGGAAAGGCCAACCUAGGAGUCAAGGGAAGGCCGCCUCUAAGCAGACCAAACAGGCUGAAUGGGUUAAGGCAGGUCUUGAUCAAGACGUGUGGCAUGACCGCCGAACGCGUGGCGCUUGUAUCAACUGCGGGGAAUACGGACACUCGCAGUACAAGUGCCAGAACGCGAAGGUUACGCAAAAGGUAACUCCAAAGAUAGGGGCAUCCUAUUCCCAGGCUUCUAGCUCGGGAAACGCGUGAGGCCAGUGGAAGUGUUAGCUGCUUCUACUCAAGAUGAGGUGGGAUUGAUACCCUCCCCACUUCAUGACAAGGCCAAAGCUAAUGACUCCUUAGUCACCCCGCAGACACAUCUAGACCAAACUAUGCUCUGUACGUUAGAUGUGUCUGAAUCCUUAGAAGACUUAGAAGGUGAGUGGUCAAACAAGGACCCUCGCUAGUCUUGGGUGGCGCUGAAGAAAGGUCCUAGAGCGGAGCAUUUCGUGGUGGAAGUGGAUGUAGGAGGCCGCAAAUGUGGUGCCUUCAUAGACAUCGGAUCCACGCGAAAUUACAUAAGUCGCGAUUGUUUGGAAAGGCUGUACCUAUAGGACCGGGUACGGCACCUUAGGAGACCAGUAGCAUCUACUUUGGCCAACAAAGGGCGCAUGAUUGU
Molecule: messenger RNA, 1791 nt
Organism: Chara braunii
Lineage: Eukaryota; Viridiplantae; Streptophyta; Charophyceae; Charales; Characeae
Source: the annotation of a GenBank genome assembly